UUAUUGGGCAAGGCGUAUUUUCUCUCUCAUUCAGGUCGGCGACACUGCGACAAACCUGAAAAAAAAGCCUCUUGCCUUCUUACUGUCCAAACCCCCACCUUUUCCUCCGGAGAAGAACCUCCAAAACCCUAGAAAUUCAAAUUCAACGGCUCAAAUUCCAUGUUUUCUUGACAGGCACUCGAAAAUCACAGAGAAUGGGUCGCCCCGAGCCUUGUGUGUUGUUCGCCCAGACCUUCGUCCACCCCCAUCUCGAUGAAUACGUCGACGAGGUAUUGUUUGCUGAGCCCAUUGUCAUCACUGCCUGCGAGUUCCUUGAACAGAACGUGUCUUUUGCAUCUCAGUCAGUAACACUUCUCGGGGCUACUUCACCUCCUUCAUUUGCUUUGGAGGUCUUUGUUCAGUGUGAGGGGGAGACAAGGUUCAGGCGCCUCUGUCUGCCUUUCCUAUAUUCUCCUUCUUCUUCAAAUGUGCUAGAAGUAGAGGCCGUUGUAACUAAUCAUCUCGUUGUAAGGGGCAGCUACCGCAGUCUUAGUUUAGUCAUAUAUGGAAACACGGCAGAAGAUCUAGGGCAAUUCAACAUUGAAUUUGAUGAUAGCUCCAUAACUAAUCUUGUUAGCUCUACUGAGGGAAAGCUUGAAGACCUCCCUCUUGCUUUACAUUCAACUAAUCUGAAAAUUGAGGAAUCCAUAUCAACUCUUAAUACUCUAUCUCUACCUGUUGCGGCAUCAGAUGUAUCUGUUGAAGCUAAGCAUUUGUUACAACUGAUGUUGAAGGUCUGUGAGUUGCCCAAUCUAGGUGAUGCAUUGCAUAAAAUUGUCGGCAUUGUAGUAUCAGCUGCCACUUCUUAUGUCACCUCUUCUUGGGGAAGAUCCAGUGAGUGUGAAGAGUUGCGCAAUGUUCUUAGUGAGGCCAGAACAGAGCUUAUGGAGCUCUAUAAGGUCUUUAAAGGCGAAUCAGGGAAUGAUUUAGCUGAAUCACUUGAAGACAACGGGCUUUUUGAGUUUGAGGUUGAAUUAGCAAAUUCUAAACAGUUGGUGGAUGUGUUAAGUCAGUACUUUCGGUUUAGUAGGGAUUUCUUGAGUGUUGCACAUCACCAACUUCCACAGAAUACAAAUGUCAUGCUGGGGUUGAGUGUGGCUUUUCUUUUGUGCUCUGGAAGAGAAAGCUGCUUUCAUUUUGUUACUGGUGGGGGAAUGGAGCAGCUUGUACAUGCUUUUUGUUGUAGCAAUCAGAAAUCUGCUGCUACUACAUUACUGCUACUAGGAGUUGUUGAGAAGGCUACUCAGCAUUCUUUUGGCUGUGAAGGAUUUUUAGGUUGGUGGCCACGUGAAGAUGAAAAAAUCCUAUCUGGUGCCAGUGAUGGUUAUAGUAGAUUGUUAAAUCUGUUAUUGCAAAAACAGCGUCAUGAUAUUGCUUCUUGUGCAACUUACGUCCUUCAUCGGUUAAGAUUUUAUGAGGUUGCUUCAACAUUUGAGUGUGCAGCUUUGUCGGUAUUGGGUGGUCUAUCUACUUUUGGUAGGGUCACAAGUGGUACUUUGGACAUGCUUAUCUGUGCAAAGUCACUACUUAAAAAGCUGUUGAAAUUGAUAAAUUCACGUGGUCCAAUUGAAGAUCCUUCUCCAGUUGCCCGAGCCACCAAAUCCUUGAUUCUUGGUCAGACAGAAGGUUUGUCGUCAUAUAAAGCAUCCAACAACUUAAUUGCUUCUUCAAAUUGUUGUUUCUCAAAUUGGGAUAUCGACAUGCAUUUGCUGGCUCUUCUCAAGGACAAGGGAUUUCUACCUCUAUCAGUUGCAAUAUUGACGUCAUCCAUAUUGCGUUUAGAAGUCGGACGUGUGAUGGACAUAUUUGUGGAUGUUGUGUCAUCAGUUGAGGCCAUAAUUCUUUCCUUUCUUUUUUGCCGCUCAGGCUUAAUUUUUCUUCUGCACCACCCUGAACUUUCUGCAACAAUAAUACAUGCCCUAAGGGAUGCUGAUGACGUGAAUAAGGAUGCGUGUCUUCCUCUUCGAUAUGCAUCUGUUUCAUUAUCCAAAGGAUUCUUUUGUGCUCCACAGGAUGUUGGAAUUAUUGUUGGGGUCCAUUUGAGGGUGGUUACUGCUGUAGACCGUUUGCUUACUGCAGCACCAAACUCUGAAGAAUUUUUAUGGGUGUUGUGGGAACUAUGUGCUCUUGCAAGGUCUGACUGUGGACGCCAAGCAUUAUUGGCUCUGGGAUAUUUUCCGGAGGCUGUUAAAAUUUUGAUUGAAGCUUUACAUUCUGCCAAGGAACCAGAGCCAGUUGCUAAAAAUAGUGGAGCCCCGCCGUUAAAUAUUGCCAUAUUUCACUCAGCUGCUGAGAUUUUUGAAGUUAUUGUUUCUGAUUCCACUGCAUCUUCUCUUGGAUCAUGGAUUGGACAUGUUAUGGAGCUCCAUAGGGCGUUACAUUCCUCUUCUCCUGGGUCAAAUAGAAAAGAUGCCCCCACACGGCUGUUGGAAUGGAUAGAUGCUGGUGUUGUAUAUCAUAAAAAUGGGACAACAGGUCUUAUACAGUACGCUGCUGUGUUGGCUUCUGGAGCAGAUGCCCACUUGACUUCAAACAUCCCACUGGUGUCAGAUUUGGCUGAUGUAGAAAAUGCUGUUGGAGAUACCUCUGGUGGUUCUGAUGUUAAUGUUAUGGAAAAUCUUGGAAAGUUUAUAUCUGACAAGACUUUUGAUGGUGUUAAUCUUCGUGACUCUUCCGUAGCACAGUUGACAACAGCAUUUCGCAUUUUAGCGUUCAUUUCAGAGAACUCAACUGUUGCUGCUACUCUGUACGAUGAAGGUGUUGUACCAAUAAUAUAUGCAGUUGUGGUCAAUUGUAGGGGUAUGCUUGAGAGGUCCUCGAACAGUUAUGAUUACCUUGUUGAUGAGGAGUGCAAUACUACAUCAGAUUUAUUGUCAGAACGUAAUCGUGAGCAGAGUUUAGUUGAUCUUCUGAUUCCUACAAUUGUGUUGUUGAUCAAUUUGUUGCAGAAAUUGCAGGAAGUACAAGAGCAGCACAGAAAUACCAAGUUAUUGAAUGCCCUUCUACGAUUGCACCGAGAAGUAAGUCCAAAAUUAGCCGCAUGUGCAGCGGACUUAUCCUCUUCUUAUCCUGAUUCUGUGCUUGGUUUUGGAGCUAUCUGUCACCUUCUUGUGUCGGCACUUGCUUGUUGGCCAGUGUAUGGCUGGACUCCUGGUCUUUUCCACUCCCUCCUUGCAAAUGUUCAAGUUCCUUCCUUGCUGGCCUUGGGUCCAAAGGAAACAUGUAGUUUGCUUUGUCUUCUGAAUGAUUUAUUGCCUGAUGAAGGGGUCUUGCUCUGGAAAAAUGGGAUGCCCUUGUUGAGUGCCCUUAGAAAUUUGUCUGUUGGGACUGUUUUGGGUCCUCAGAAAGAGAGACAGGUCAAUUGGUAUUUGCAUCAUGAGCAUCUGGAGAAGCUGCUCAGCCAAUUGACGCCACAUCUUGACAAAGUUGCCCAGAUUAUCCAACAUUAUGCUAUUUCUGCACUGGUGGUCAUUCAAGACAUGCUUCGAGUCUUUAUUAUUCGUAUUGCUUGCCAAAGAGCAGAAAGUUUUCCCGUACUUUUACGACCCAUAUUCUCAUGCAUUCGUGAUCAUGCUUAUGACUCGCCUUCGCCAUCAGAUACGGAUGCUUAUAAGGUUUACAGAUAUCUUGAUUUCAUUGCUAGCUUAUUGGAGCAUCCGCGUGCCGAGGGACUAUUAUUAAAGGAGGGUGCAUUUCAGUUGCUACCUAGAGUGUUGAAUAGGUGUUUAAUUGCCAUUGAGACAGGUGGAAUACAGAAUCUCGAUGUUAGAAGUUCAGCUGCAUUUGGAUUCGGUUUGCUCAGUUGGUGCCUCCCUGUAUUCAAGUCCUUCUCAUUGAUUUUUAAUUCUCAGGCAUCCCUGCACCAUGCGGGGAAAAAUGAUUUGAAUGAAUUUGAAAAGUUGACUACUGAUGAUUGCAAAAUCUUUUUAAAGCAUCUCCUCAGGUUUUGUCAGGUUCUACCAGUUGGAAAAGAAUUACUUGCCUGUCUUAUUGCUUUUAAAGAACUGGGUGCUUGUAGUGAAGGUAAAAAAGCUUUAGCAGCCACUUUGUAUCCUGCUCUCUCUGUUGAGGAUCAUGAAUGGAGAAAGAGUCCCCCAUUGUUAUGUUGCUGUAAAAACUUGUUAAGAUCAGUUGACUCGAAAGAAGGGUUGUCAAGUUAUGGAAUUGAGACUGUCAAUGCAUUGUCUCUGGGAUCUUUCCGCUUCUGCCUUGAUGGGGAAAGAUUGAAUCCAGACAUGGUUGUUGCGGUAAAACUCCUGUUCGGAGUUUCUGAUGAUGAUAUAGCCGAAGCAGAUGGUGUGCCUGAUGGAAACUUGAGCUAUAUUUAUGAAUUGACCUCUCUAUUGAAGACCAUGGAGGCUGACCAUAUUGCUGACUCUGAUACUCAAACCCCUUUGUAUGAGGUUCUAGAAUCUGCGAAAUCAUUAACAUUGCUGUUGCAGAAACCUAGUUCGUUGUUAAAGGUGGAUGAUGUCUUUUCUGCUGAUUCCAUUCCUCUGCCGCCAAAUAUUCUAGUUUCUUCAAAUAUCCAUAUAAUGCCAGAUGGUGGUGCUGAAAUGGCUGACGAUUAUCUUUACCAAGGAUCACUUGGAGACAAGUUUCAGUGGGAUUGUCCCGAUAAAUCAUCAGAAUCAAAUCUUAAGAGGAAACAGCCACCAUCACUUGAUGGCCCAAAUAGGCGUGCGAGAGGAGAAAACUCCACGGCUGAGACCACAAAUCAAAAUGUGUUUUCACGAGGACUGGGUUCAACUAUUGCGUCAUCGGGGCCUACUCGUAGGGAUACCUUUCGGCAGCGCAAACCAAAUACCAGCCGGCCUCCUUCCAUGCAUGUUGAUGACUAUGUUGCAAGAGAAAGGAAUGAUGGUGUUUCUAAUUCUAAUGUAAUAGCAGUCCAGCGGGUGGGAUCUACUAGUGGGAGACCUCCGUCAAUUCAUGUCGAUGAAUUUAUGGCCAGGCAAAGGGAACGUCAGAAUCUAGUGUCACCGGUAGUUGCAGAUGCGGCUGUACCAAUGAAGAGUUCAACUCCUUUGAAUGACACAGCUACGGAGAAGUUCAACAAACCUAAACAAUUGAAAGCAGAUCUCGAUGAUGAUCUUCAGGGCAUUGACAUAGUAUUUGACGGUGAGGAGUCUGAACCUGAUGACCAAUUGCCCUUUCCUCAGCCGGAUGAUAACCUGCAACAGCCCGCUCCUGUCAUUCUUGAGCAAAAUUCUCCCCACUCUAUUGUUGAAGAGACAGAGAGUGAUUUGGUGACUCCAGUAGCAUCUAAUAUGGAUGAGAACACACAAAGUGAAUUUUCUUCUAGGAUGUCAGUUUCGCGUCCUGAAAUUCCAUUGACCCGUGAACCAAGUAUUUCUUCAGAUAAAAAGUACUUUGAGCAUUCUGAUGACUCGAUGAAUGCUACAUUACACAAGGCCUCUAGUAGUUUUGACUCUGCAACAGCAGCAAACAAUCUUAGAUUCCCUGUCUUUGCUUAUAAUAACUCUUCAGCAUCUUCCAUACAGAUACCAGUGGGUUCUAGGAUGACUCCACAGAAUUUCUUUCCGAAGAAUAGUCCACAGCGUGCUGGCAAUGCUAGCAAUGUGCCUCCAGGAUUUUAUGACCAGAGAUUUCUUCCAAAUCAACCUCCUUUACCUCCCAUGCCACCUCCCUCAACUCCCAUGCCACUUCCCUCAACAGCUGUGAUAUCGCAGACUUCUGAUUCUGUUCCAAGUCAAUCAUCCCCUUUUAUGAACUCUAUGACUGAUGUACAGCAGCCACUUCCAACACCCUUUCAGAUUCGUUCAGAUUAUCUUUCUGCAUUCAAUAAUGGUUCCACAUCUUCAAGAAAUUCCAUCUCUUCUCCUAGUGGAGCUGUCAGACCACCUCCACCACUUCCUCCUACACCACCUCCUUUUUCAUCUAGUCCGUAUAAUUUAACACCCAAUAGAACUAUUACCCAGUCUUCAAUGUAUAAUCAGACUAGUGCGGGAACAACUGAACUUCCUCAGAGUUCUACCACACCUUCAGGGGCCAGAGUGAAUACCUACUCGCCAUCGCCACACAUGGUUUUCCGGCCUGGUUCUAAUUCUAUGGGUCUUUAUGGAAGCAUCCCAACUCAGCUGCAAGGCGACAAUGCAACUGUAUUGCAGAAUCUCUCUAUCGCUCAGUCUUCCGUUCAAGUAAUUCAUUCCCUUGGUCAGUUGCAGCCGUUGCAGCCACCACAGAUUCCACGCCCUCCACAACCACCCCAACAUCUUAGGCCACCUAUGCAAGCUUCACAACAUUUGGAGCAAGGUGUAUCUAUGCAGAACCAAGUUCAAAUGCAUUCACUACAGAUUCUGCAACAGCCACAUGUUUCACCUAUGCAUGCCUACUAUCAACCCCAACAGCAGGAAUUUGCUCAUGCACAGCAGCAACAGCAAGUUGACCAUUCGCAACAGCAAGCAAUGCAUCAAUCAGGGGAUGCUACGUUGCAACAAGAAGAUCCCGCAAUGUCAUUACAUGAAUACUUCAAGUCUCCAGAAGCUAUUCAGUCUUUAUUGAGUGACCGAGAUAAACUUUGCCAGCUUUUGGAGCAGCAUCCAAAGUUAAUGCAGAUGCUUCAGGAGAAGUUGGGCCAGAUAUAACGGAAUGACCAAAGAGUCAGUAUAGUCUCUCCAAAGCAUCUAGGAGUUAUCAAGUGACGAUCCAAGUCUUGCAACCCCAAAGCAUCUAGGAGUUAACCUUUGAUCAAUCAUUUAAUUUUGGUCCCCUGAAAUUUUGUAUUGAUAAUGUUCUAUAAAACUGUACAUUAUUAUUUUCCCACCUUGAUAAUGUCAUUCAACAAUAUAAGAAGAGGUGUAAUAUUAGUGUAAUUCCUUCAUGAAAAUGUCGAUAUAUCAACGAAUGAAAACGAUUUAAAUGAUUUUUGUAGGCAUGAUUUUCAAAUGGAGAUUAAGAGAUUAAACGGUUUCGAUUAUAAAAGUCUGUGAUAAGGAUA
Messenger RNA from Pyrus x bretschneideri (Chinese white pear), 7000 nucleotides. RefSeq names its product protein virilizer homolog. Gene Ontology annotation, molecular function: RNA binding. Bases 195 to 6647 code for a protein of 2150 amino acids. Lineage: Eukaryota; Viridiplantae; Streptophyta; Magnoliopsida; Rosales; Rosaceae. Gene Ontology annotation, cellular component: RNA N6-methyladenosine methyltransferase complex. The transcript has 28 exons. The record is from RefSeq and is a predicted model, not a curated record.